Messenger RNA from Pelobates fuscus (common spadefoot toad), 1002 nucleotides. RefSeq names its product olfactory receptor 6N1-like. Gene Ontology annotation, biological process: G protein-coupled receptor signaling pathway. Gene Ontology annotation, molecular function: olfactory receptor activity; G protein-coupled receptor activity. The coding region runs from base 1 to 1002 and encodes 333 amino acids. Lineage: Eukaryota; Metazoa; Chordata; Amphibia; Anura; Pelobatidae. The record is from RefSeq and is a predicted model, not a curated record. The transcript has a single exon. Gene Ontology annotation, cellular component: membrane.
AUGAUGGAUUGUUUGAUGUCAACACGGGGAGAAGCAAACCUGACCUAUUCCACUGAUUUUCAUUUACAAGGAUUUGAUCAUCUUCAGAACUAUCGAAUUUGUCUUUUCAUCUUCUUCUUCUUUACUUACCUUUUCACUCUCUCUGGAAACAUACUCAUUAUUCUGAUAGUGUGUCAUCAAGUCAAUCUUCACACCCCCAUGUACUUCUUUAUCAUCAACUUGUCCUUACUGGAGAUAUGGUAUGUAUCUACAACUGUCCCAAACCUUCUGGCCUUAAUGUUGACCAACAACAGCAGAAUUUCCUUCCAUUGGUGCUUUGCACAGCUCUACAUGUUCCAUGGGUUGGGUAUGACAGAGUGUGCACUGUUGGCCAUUAUGGCAUUUGACCGAUAUGUUGCCAUAUGUAACCCUCUUCGAUAUACCACCAUUAUAAACAGAACUAUGUGUAAAAGAUUAGCAUCUAUAUGUUGGUUUUAUGGUUUUCUGAGUUCAAUCAUACCAUUGACAGCUACACUAAAACUGCCCUUAUGUGGACAGCGGAACAUAAACCAUUUCUUCUGUGACCUAGCUCCCUUGCUGAGCCUCUCUUGUAUAGACACUCACUCUAAUGAUAUUAUUAAUAGCUGUGUGAUUGGGUUUGCCACUAUGUCCAAUCUUGUAAUCAUUAUAGUGAUGUAUAUCAAUAUUAUAUAUUCAGUAAUUAAGAUUAGGAACAAUGCAGGAAGAAAUAAAGCUUUCUCGACCUGCUCUUCGCAUAUCAUCGUGGUAUCACUGUUUUAUAGCACUGCUUUCACAGUUUAUGCCAGCCCAAAACAUGUCCGAUCUGUGGACUUCGAUAAGGUGGUUGCUCUGGUUUAUGGUAUGUUCACUCCUUUACUCAAUCCACUCAUAUACAGCCUCAGGAACAAGGACGUGAAGACAGCAUUCAAUAAACUAUUUCAAAAUAUUUUAGAAAACAUCAUAUACAGAAAAGAUAAAAUAAUAAAAACAUGUAGCUUGUAG